Molecule: messenger RNA, 1871 nt
Organism: Stegodyphus dumicola
Lineage: Eukaryota; Metazoa; Arthropoda; Arachnida; Araneae; Eresidae
Product: eukaryotic initiation factor 4A-I-like
Molecular function (GO): ATP binding; RNA helicase activity; nucleic acid binding
Source: RefSeq, a predicted model, not a curated record
AUGUUAUUGAAAUUUCACAGAAAUGGUCCAGAUUAUGAACGCAAUGGUGAAAGAGACCGUGAUUAUGAUGGCCCACCAGGAAUGGAAACAAAUGGAAUUAUUGAAAGCAAUUGGGAAGAAGUUAUUGAUAAUUUUGAUAAUAUGCAAUUACAUGAGCCACUUCUGCGUGGCAUCUAUGCUUACGGUUUUGAGAAGCCAUCAGCUAUUCAGCAGAGAGCAAUUAUGCCAUGUGUAAGAGGUCUUGAUGUUAUUGCUCAAGCCCAGUCUGGUACUGGAAAAACAGCAACUUUCUCCAUAGCUAUUUUACAACAAAUGGAUACUGGGGUACGAGAGUGUCAAGCUUUAAUUCUUGCUCCAACUAGAGAAUUGGCACAACAGAUUCAAAAAGUAGUUAUUGCAUUAGGUGACUACAUGGGAGCACAGUGUCAUGCUUGCAUUGGUGGAACUAAUGUCAGAGAAGACAUACGGAAACUUGAAAUGGGUGUUCAUGUAGUUGUUGGUACUCCAGGGAGAGUAUUUGAUAUGAUUAACAGAAAAGCUCUUAGAACCGACCAUAUACGAAUAUUUGUUUUAGAUGAAGCUGAUGAAAUGUUGUCUCGAGGUUUUAAGGAUCAAAUUUAUGAUGUAUUUAAGACACUUAAUUCUAGUACUCAGGUUAUCUUAUUAUCAGCUACAAUGCCAGCUGAUGUUCUGGAUGUUACAAAACAGUUUAUGCGAGAUCCAGUUCGUAUUUUAGUCAAGAAAGAAGAGCUUACUUUAGAGGGUAUCAAGCAAUUUUAUAUUGCAGUAGAUAGAGAGGAAUGGAAGCUUGACACACUUUGUGACUUAUAUGAAACUCUCACAAUUACUCAGGCUGUUAUUUUCUGUAAUACUAGAAGGAAAGUUGACUGGUUGACUGAUAAAAUGCGUAGCAAGGAUUUUACUGUGUCUGCUUUACAUGGAGAUAUGGAUCAAAAGGAAAGAGAUAUUAUCAUGCGCGAAUUUAGGUCUGGAUCUAGUCGUGUUUUGAUAACUACUGAUAUAUUAGCCCGAGGUAUUGAUGUUCAACAAGUAUCUUUGGUUAUUAAUUAUGAUCUUCCAACUAACAGAGAAAAUUACAUUCACAGGAUUGGAAGAGGUGGUCGAUUUGGACGUAAAGGUGUUGCGAUAAAUUUCAUUACAGAAGAUGAUAAAAGAUCUCUUCGUGAUAUAGAACAAUUUUAUAACACACAAAUAGAAGAGAUGCCUUUGAAUGUAGCAGACUUAAUCUGAGGUUACUUCAAAUUAGUGUAUGAAAGUUGGGUGCAUGCUUGCUGUGCUCAAAUUCUGAAUCAUGAAUAGAAUGUUCAAGUGAAAAAAAUUUAACUGCAUUUUCGAACAAUUUGUAUGAAUUUACUUGCAUAGGAUCAUUUAAACUUUGAGAAUUUGUGACAGAAAACACAGUAUUAAACCAAUAGGUAUAAAGUGCGGUAUUAUCGCCAGUUAUAGAUUACUGUGUGGCAUUUGUCAACAAAAGCUUCAAAGUUUAAAUAUUAAAAAUGACUCUUUUUAAUACUGUAUUUAUUUCUUGAUAAAACAUUUAAUUAAUCAUUGAGGCAGCAAAAAUAUACUUUUCUUUCUAUCCAUUAUUGAUAAGAAAACUUGCUUCGGCGAUCUUUGAUAUUAUAUUUAUUACAACUUAUGAUUUUGGGGUAUUACUUAAUUUCAUUUAAAAGUUCUGUUUUUAACUUCUAGUUCUGUUUCAUUUUUUCCGAUUUGGUGCCUGUUUUUCUGCUGUGGGCUGAGCACAUUUCAGUGCAGAAUACCAAUAAUCAGUAUAAAGUUAAGUGCUUUCCUUUGUAAAGUUGGAAUCUGUACAACAAAGAUGAUUGAUUAAAUAUUUUUUAUUUAUA